Molecule: messenger RNA, 1534 nt
Organism: Asterias rubens (European starfish)
Lineage: Eukaryota; Metazoa; Echinodermata; Asteroidea; Forcipulatida; Asteriidae
Product: GMP reductase 1-like
Exons: 10
Coding region: 99-1145 (348 amino acids)
Biological process (GO): nucleotide metabolic process
Cellular component (GO): GMP reductase complex
Molecular function (GO): GMP reductase activity
Source: RefSeq, a predicted model, not a curated record
GGGAACUUUUCACGGGGGAACAUCGUAGUAAAAAUUUCUUGCCAAAGUGAGAGAAAAGGACGUAAACAUUCGAUUGGCAUUCAACCCAAGACGCCAAAAUGCCGCGCAUUGACACAGAUAUCAAGUUGGACUUCAAAGAUGUGCUGGUUCGUCCAAAAAGGAGCACACUGAAAAGUCGAUCAGAAGUUGAUCUAAUGAGGUCCUUCAUAUUCCGUAAUUCUACAAAGACCUACAAUGGCCUCCCAGUCAUGGCUGCCAAUAUGGACACAGUGGGAACUUUUGAGAUGGCCAAAGCCCUAGCCUCGCAUAGCCUAUUCACCUGUAUACACAAACACUACUCUGUUGACGAAUGGAAGGCGUUUGCAGCGGAGAACCCAUCUACCUUGAAGAACCUUGCUGUGAGCGCAGGAACCAGCCAAACAGAUGUGGUUAAACUCGCUCAGAUAGUCAAAGCCGUGCCUGCCAUUGAUUACAUCUGUCUGGACGUUGCCAACGGUUACUCAGAACUCUUUGUUCAGCAUGUGAAAACUGUGAGAGAAAUGUUCCCAGAGCACACUAUCAUGGCCGGCAAUGUUGUAACUGGUGAGAUGGUGGAAGAGCUCAUCCUAGCUGGUGCUGACAUCAUCAAAGUAGGCAUUGGACCAGGUUCCGUUUGUACAACAAGAAAGAAGGCUGGAGUAGGCUACCCUCAGCUUAGCGCUGUCUUAGAGUGUGCCGAUGCUGCCCAUGGAUUAGGAGGACACAUCAUCUCAGAUGGUGGUUGUACCUGCCCAGGAGAUGUUGUCAAGGCUUUUGGAGCUGGUGCUGAUUAUGUAAUGCUCGGUGGGAUGCUUGCCGGCCACGACCAGAGUGGAGGAGAGACCAUUGAACGGAACGGCAAGAAGUUGAAGUUGUUUUACGGGAUGAGCUCAUCGACCGCCAUGACCAAACACGCCGGUGGUGUGGCAGAGUACAGAGCCAGUGAAGGCAAAACAGUGGAGGUUACAUAUCGAGGUGACGUCAACGGCACAGUCCUGGACAUCCUGGGUGGACUGCGCUCAGCGUGUACCUACGUAGGCGCUGGCAAACUGAAGGAACUAAGCCGACGAACGACCUUCAUUCGUGUCACUCAGCAGACCAACAACAUAUUUGGGAACUCGUCAUAAAGGUGGGAGUAGAGUGCCAGCGGAAGAAAAAGUCCAAUGGGAACAUUGCUUCAGCUACGUUUUGUUCUGCUUGAGGCAAAGCCGCCAAAUCUCCCUGAUUCUGCAAAAAAGUUCCCUGAAAUCAAAACAAUCUUUCAUUGUUCUGAUGAACAAGUUUGAAAAUCUCUGUCAUUGUGGUAAUUGUUUAGCCUUUUUGAGAUGCGCUGAACACUGUAGGAGUGCACUCUUUGGUUUUGGGGCCUACAGAGAAAUUUACCCAAACCAAGCAGUGCCCUGGUAAUCUGUCCACCAUGUCUUUUUAAAAAAGACUCAUUGAAGGGAAGGUACACGUUUGGUAAUUACUCAAAACAAAUCUUAACUUUAAAACUGACUUUGUAACAAGCAUUGGA